Molecule: messenger RNA, 1583 nt
Organism: Pelecanus crispus (Dalmatian pelican)
Lineage: Eukaryota; Metazoa; Chordata; Aves; Pelecaniformes; Pelecanidae
Source: RefSeq, a predicted model, not a curated record
CUGAAUUACUCAGUGAGCAGCAUCAUGUUCUGGAGAGACGGCUGGCUCCUGUGGUCAGAGAUAUCACAGAUAGUCAUCCUCGUGUGCAAGAAGAAAUGGAGAAUGUGUAUCGAAAGAUCAUUAGCUACAUGCUGCUGAGCUCUGGCCUGGGAUCCCCAACAGAUAUUGAGGUUGUCAGGGAGGUGACAGCUGCCCUGCAGAGUGUAUUCCCCCAGACAGAGAUGAUUACUUUCCUCUCACUCAGUAAGAAGAACAAAGAGCAACAGCUGAAAAAGCUCGCCAUGCUAGUCACAGGAAUUCGGUUGUACAACAAGGAAUGCAGGAAAGGAGGAAGCGGCAUUGAUGACUUGCCAGCCAUUCUGAAUGAAGCCAUUCCGUCAGCUACACGGACUGUCGAUGAAGGUCUUAAUACUUGCCAUACACUAGCCCACCAGUACACAGCUCUGUUGGAAUCCAUGCAGGAAGACCAACGCAGAUAUACACAGCUUAGUUCUUUUAAACUAAAAGAAGCGCUGUUCAACGUGAGACAAUAUGAGGCCUUCCUUUGCAUCCUUCUGUGUGAUGCCAUUACAAGUGCUCAAGAAGUUGAAAAGAUGAAUGUGCAGUUUGCAGCAACAAUGGAGCAGCUGAAAAACACGGUGCAGAAUAAGAUUUCCGUAGAUACCAAAGAAGUUUUUCCUCUCUUUGUUGCACUUUCUAACCUCUGGACCGGCUUUCAGGAUGAGAUACGACUGCUAAGCUUCCUCACAAAUAUGACUAACAACCUCCAACAGUUCUCGGAAAUCCAAUCACAGCUUUUUCCUGAGGAAGUGCUAACAUCUCUUCUGGAAGGAGUGACUGUGAAAAGUGAUGAGGAAAGGAUAAGAGAAACCAUGGGAACCAGAGUGAAUGUUUCUGAUUUCAAGAACCAAGAAUGGCUUUUUCCAGAGACUACGGAUAAUUUUGACCAGUUGCUAAUCCAGUACCAUGGUUUCUGUGCACAUGCAAUUGGUGUGAAAGGCCUCAUCCUCCCAGGAAAUCCUGCUAUUGGAAUUUUGAAGCACAAGGAAAGAUGUUAUGUUUUCAGUUCCAAAGAAGCUGCAUACAUCUUUGCUCAAGAUCCAGAUAAGUUCAUUCAGCUGAACAUAGAAAAAGCAAAAGAACAUGCAGAGCUAAUUCAUCUGCUCGAGCUUCGUCAUCAGUUUGAAUACCUUGCUCCGUAUGCACAGGCCAGAAAUGCAGACAAAUGUUUGACGAAACCAACCGCAAAAUGUGACAGUAGUACUCAAACUGAUACUCAUAUCUUGCCUCCAACUAUUGUGACGUCCUAUGAAUGGAAUGAAUGGGAACUGAGAAGAAAAGCUAUAAAAUUGGCCAAUUUGCGCCGCAAAUUAACUCAUGCCAUGCAGACUGAUCUCAGCCAUAUGAGAAGAGAGAACUCCACCCAAGUGUACUUGCCAAAAGAUGUUAGCACCCAGACCAAGCGUGACAACUCGAGCAGUGUACCCAGACCACAGAUUUUCUUGGAAGGUCUCCGAGGAGGAUCAUCUACUACUACUCAUAUGGUCAAAGUAGACUUAACAAGAGCGGUAGAUGAAACCUAA